Neurospora tetraspora is the source of this 1427-nucleotide messenger RNA. RefSeq lists its product as uncharacterized. Lineage: Eukaryota; Fungi; Ascomycota; Sordariomycetes; Sordariales; Sordariaceae. The transcript is spliced from 2 exons. The record is from RefSeq and is a predicted model, not a curated record. The coding region runs from base 294 to 1346 and encodes 350 amino acids.
CCUGCGCUCUGUCACUUACCAUUCCAACUGUCGCCGCCCACCAUGGCUUCCGCGAAUGCAUUCUAGAGGGUGGUCCAGUCGUUGCGCAUUCAGUACUCACGAUGGGACCACCCUCUCAGAGUUCUGCAUCUUCAACCACAGCCUAGAUCUACUACUAUCGUCGACGCAUCGAGCCUAAAGCCAAGAGUUAUAUUUUAUCCUUCCAGAUCACGAUAUCAUAUCACUACAACCUCUACCUACCGUAUCUCUCAACCCUCCUUCGCCUGCCCCGUCGUUAGACGACCUACGCCACAAUGCCUCGCAGAGCCACCCAACAAUUGGUGGGGCGUAGAGUCACCACAAGGACGUCCCGCACCGUCGCGACCGUCGUGGACAACUCGCUUCAUGCCCCUCCGACUCCGAUCCCCUCUAACCUCAACACCCCGCUGAGUUCUGCCUAUCCGUCAACCUAUGCCUCCGAGACUGAGGGGGACGUUGACGGGGAGAUCGGCGGAGAAGUCGAUGAGGAUGUCGCCAAAGCCAUGGGCGCAUUAACCUUGACUGGCUCUUCCGAAGCGACUGGUGAAGCUUCUGCUCCCCCGAAACCUCUAUCCAGACUAGCCAGAAGAAAAGAAAAGCCGUUUCCCUUCCUAGAGCUGCCGGCCGAGUUACGAGUUAAGAUCUACGAAUACUUCUUCGACGACACCCACUACGUUCUCGACCUGGACCCGGACAACUACAAGCGCAUCCACAAGAAGCUGGGCUUCUUCCGCACCUGUCGGACCAUCAGCCUCGAGGCCGGCUACCUCUUCUACAGCACCCACACCUUCCGCAUCUUCCCCACGCACCCGGGCAAGCACUUCAAGACCAAGAAGCCUCUGCUCGCGCGCAUGAGCGCCCGCCAGCGCUCCUGGAUCACCAGCCUCGAGAUGCGCCUCGGCCCCGGCUGGAACAAGCCCCCGCGCGGCUGGGUCGUCAACCCGGCCCUGGGCCUGCACGAGUGCACCAGCGUGCGCAAGCUGACCGUCUUCGUCGAGUGCGACCCCAGCGACGGCAUUUUUAACGGCUUCCGUCGCGCUGACGACUUUUACGAGGGCUUCUCCCGUGGUCUGCUGACGGACGUGCUAACUGAAAUGCCGCUCGUCGACCACGUUACUUUUGACGCCUGGAGCAGCGUCCGGAAGAAGGGCGCCAUGAUGCGCGGGCUGAUCAACACGGUGCUGUCGCAUGGAAAGCAGAUUCAGUGGGGCCCAGAGAGGGGCUGGACUGAUUUGGAUGAUGAAGAGGAUAUUGUGGUUCCUACGAAUGAUAUGGUGGCUACUGCGCUGCUCAAUGGCGUCGGUAUGGAUGUUGUCAUCGUUGCUUGAAGUGCAAGGAUGUGUUAAACAGUGAAUGGCAUGAUAAGUGGUUUGGGAGCAUAUGUUUGGGUUGGGGCAGGCGUUUUUGGG